AGGAGCUGAGGCGGCCGCCACGCAAGGCUGUCGCCUCCGCUGCCGCCAACCCCACAACCAGCAGCAGCGGCCGCGCCAGCUCCGGAAUGCUGGACACCCCCCAGCCCUGCGAGUGCUGGGCGCCCGGCUGCGGCCCCUCACCCGCCGCGUCGCCCGCCAACCACUGCAGCGACCUGUCCCCCUCGCCGCCCGCCGCCGAUUUUGAUGCCUACGGCGGUUCAAACCUGUCGCCGCCCCCUGGCUCCUCGGCGGUGGCAGUGACGGCGGCCAUGACGGCGCAGCACCGCGAGGUGGUGGCCGCAGCGCAGCAGCACCAGCAGCAGGCGGCGGCGGCAGCUCAUGCGUAUCAGGCCAUGAUCUGGCACUCAGACGCAGCAACAGCUGCUGCAAAUGCCGCAGCCGUGGCAGCUGCGGCCGCCGCAUGCUCUGGUACAGGGGCGUACGACGAGAGCGCGUCUUUCGCAGAGGGUGGGUGCCACGAUGGCGCAGGCUACCACCCGGGGGACCUCGCCCUGCCGUCUCCCGCGGUGCGCCCCGGCGGCUGCCAGCUGGGGCCUCUGGUGCCAGGGUUCCUCGGCAGCAGCAGCGGGGCGCCGCUGCUGUGCGUAGAGAGCGCCAACGGGCCGAACCCCAGAUGUGACACUGCACAGCUGAGCAGCCGCGAGCAGCAGCUGGGCAAAGGUCACGGCGGCGGCAGCAGCUUUGGACUGGCGAUGGCGCCUGCCCCUGUGGAUGGGCACGCGGCCGGACCAGGCGCGGUCCAGCAGGGGGAACGCCGCCACGCACAGGUCGUGCGCGCGCUCGAGUCACUCGAUGUGUCGAAUGAGGGCCCCAGGGGCUACGGCCCCGGAUGUGGCGGCCCUGGGUAUCCCCCCACCAGCCCGCCGGCCCAGGCCUUGUACGCGGCAGCGUCCGGGCCCAUGGCUACCGGUGGCGGCAGUGGCGUUGGCGGCGGCGGCGGCGGCAGCGGCAGCGCCUCGGUCGCGUGGCCGCCGCUGGUGGGAGGCCUGCGGUUUGUGCCGGGUGCGGCCGGCGCAUUUGGCGGCUGCGUUGCGUGGCCCUGCGCGAGCUACGGCGCCUGA
Monoraphidium neglectum is the source of this 1082-nucleotide messenger RNA. RefSeq lists its product as hypothetical. The record is from RefSeq and is a predicted model, not a curated record. The transcript has a single exon. The annotation marks the transcript as partial. NCBI's taxonomy places the organism in Eukaryota, Viridiplantae, Chlorophyta, Chlorophyceae, Sphaeropleales, Selenastraceae.